Molecule: messenger RNA, 551 nt
Organism: Zingiber officinale
Lineage: Eukaryota; Viridiplantae; Streptophyta; Magnoliopsida; Zingiberales; Zingiberaceae
Product: 60S ribosomal protein L37-3-like
Exons: 4
Coding region: 108-395 (95 amino acids)
Biological process (GO): translation
Cellular component (GO): cytosolic large ribosomal subunit; ribosome
Molecular function (GO): structural constituent of ribosome; RNA binding
Source: RefSeq, a predicted model, not a curated record
GGCCCUUGGUCGCGAAGGUAUAUAAUUCGAGACCGCUUAUUAGGGUUUUUCUUUCUCUUUAACCUUCCUUCUUUCCAUUCCACCGCCGCUAAGCUGCGAGAAGGGCCAUGGGCAAGGGAACGGGAAGUUUCGGAAAGAGGAGGAACAAGACCCACACUCUGUGCGUGAGGUGCGGACGCAGGAGCUUCCACCUCCAGAAGAGCCGGUGCGGCUCCUGCGGCUACCCCGCUGCGCGGAUUCGGAAGUAUAACUGGAGUGUGAAGGCAAUAAGAAGAAAGACGACAGGUACAGGAAGAAUGAGGUAUCUUCGUCAUGUACCAAGAAGGUUCAAGAACAAUUUCAGAGAAGGGACAGAAGCAGCUCCUAGGAAGAAGGCAGCGGCUGCUGCAGUUUAAAAAUGAGUUUAGUUGUUACUUGUUAAUCUUCCCAGAACAUUAUUGUUUAAGACUCGAGUUUAGUUGUCACAUUUGGCUCGCUUUGAUUGAAAGAAGACAUUGUACUUGUAUUUUUAAAUUGAUGCAUCUCCUUUUAGUUUUGAUUUUUUCCUUUAA